UAAGGACAGCUAACGUAAUGUAAACAAGGGUCCUUUCAAACUGGCGCAUGUUUUGUAUUGAGCCUAGCUACGCUAAGCGGGUCCUGACGACUGUCAAAACAGCAUUGUCGUCCAGAAAUGUGAGCAUCAAGAUUUGGUUUUGUUGGGACUUUGUGAACUGAUGUCUCGGCCAGCCCCGUCCCCAGUCUACACCCUGAGGGGUGCCAGUGGAGCCUUCAACGCCCUCCACUUCAGUUGCCAUGAAGGGGACACUCCCCUCCUCUUCUCUGGCUCAGGAAAGGGUGUCAUUCAUCUGUGGAAUUUGAACAACAGAAGGACAGAAAGAAUUAUAGAAGGUCAUUCUGGGAGUUCAGUCAUUUGGGUCAAUACACUUCACUCAGCAGAUACACUCAUUAGUCAGGGACGGGACAUGAGGGUCUGUCUAUGGAAUCUCAGUCAAGGUCGUAGUGAGCUAAUGGACUCUCUGAGUACAGAAAGUGUUGGAUUCUGUCAGUGCUCCUUGCUGGAGACUGGACAGAAGACCUGCCUGCUCGCCUUUGCAGGACAACAAACCGAGGAGCUUAAGAUUGUUGAGCUAUCCAGUAAGGCUCUGUUGUGCAGCCUGAUACCAGACUCCAAAUUGGGGAUGGUCAUGUGUGUCAAGCUGUGGCAGCCACAAUCAGGCCGUGGACCCCUCUUGCUGGCCGGGUAUGAGGACGGAUCACUGUUGUUAUGGGACAUAACCCAGAGGUCCAUAUUGAGUCAAACCAAAGUCCACCUUGAGCCUAUCAUGUGCCUGACCUUCGACCCAGAAAGUCGGAGGGGUAUAUCGGCUUCUUCAGAGAAUAAGCUCUUCUCCUGGAUCUUGGAUGGACAGAAUAACCUGCUGCUACGAGACUGCGUGACUCUAACCAACCCUGGUGUUUCCCAGCUGAGUAUCAGAGGAGAUGGUAAACUGUUAGCAUCCGCAGGCUGGGACCACCGGGUACGGGUAUUUGGCUGGAAGAAGCUGCGACCUCUUGCAGUGUUGCAGUACCACCGUGACAUGGUGCUGAGCGUUGCAUUCUCCGACCACAAGGACCCCAGGCAAAGACUUCUGGCUGCUGGAUCCAAAGACCAACGCAUCAGCCUCUGGUCAAUAUACAAUGAGGUACCUGACACUGGCUGACCCUCCGAAUGUAAUGCUAAUGCUAAUGCUCAGUGGAAGGGGCGAAUGCAAGAGAGGGGGCCGCGGGCACCCUGCCUCCCCCAAGGACCACAUGAGUCCCAUGUUAUCAAAAUAGCUCACCAGUGAUGGACAUUGUGACUUCUGAAGGAUGUUCAAGAAGUACUUAUUUCAAAAUGGAAACGCUUCCAGAUAGCAAUAAAGUGUUGCACAUUGAUAUUGA
Molecule: messenger RNA, 1367 nt
Organism: Hippocampus comes (tiger tail seahorse)
Lineage: Eukaryota; Metazoa; Chordata; Actinopteri; Syngnathiformes; Syngnathidae
Gene: gnb1l
Product: guanine nucleotide binding protein (G protein), beta polypeptide 1-like
Exons: 7
Coding region: 161-1147 (328 amino acids)
Molecular function (GO): protein binding
Source: RefSeq, a predicted model, not a curated record